GUAAUGAAUCUAGUAUUAGACUCAUAAACGAUUGAUCUUUUAACAAAUUAUGAAGACUUGCUUAAUUCAACACUUGAUUAAGGUCAACUUGAAUAGAUGUGUCAUGAACUCAUAGACACCUUCUGUAUUUUUUUAGAAAAUAUAUCUAGUUCUAUACAUAGAGGAAAUUUAAAAUUACAAAGGUGAAAUAGGUCUUGAACUUAAAUCAAAGUAAACAGAAAUCGAUAUGCUUCACUUAUAGAUUUCAAAAUAGGCAAAUCAACUUGAAGAUUAAAAAAGCGAUUUAACUAGAUAGAUUGAUAUUUGCUAAUAAUUAGAAUUAUAGUUAUAAUUCUUUGAAAAGAAGUCUUAGAAAUCUGAAAAAGAAAUCCUAUAAGUAGAAACAGAAUUAAGAAAAAAACUUCAUCAGCAGAAUCAAUAAUAUAGAGAUUAAAUUUAAAUCUUAACAAGUGUAUAAUAAGAAAUAGAUAAACAAAUUCUUUAACUCUCUAGAGAAAAAGGAUAACUAUAAUUAUAAUUUGAACAACUCUAAAAGAAAUAUGAGGAGUAGUAAUUCUUAAUUACAAAUCUGACUGAAUAGUUGGCAAAUUUAUAAACAAGUUCAAGUUUCAAUACUAAAAUAUUACAAAAUAACGAUGUAGUUAUUGACAGUUAAGAUGAAUCUAUUGAAAUUAAACCUUAAGAAAAAAGAAGUUAGUAUUCAAAUUGUAUUUCCCAUAAUUAAAUUAAUUUUAAAUGGGAAAAAAUUUAACCUAGUAUAUCAUCCAUUAGGAAUUCUAUGACUAUAAUAAAUCCAACUAAUACAAAAUGUGACAUAUAAUCAAAAUAAAAAAUAAAAUCAUUAGCUUAUUUGAACUGUAAAUCAGAAAACCAAUGUGAUCCUUAUUAUGAAUUUUUUAAAUUGGUAUUUUUUUUAUAUUAUAAUUUUUAGAUAACUUAAUGUGUCAAAUUAGAUUUGGGAUAAGCUCAUAUAUUUACAAUGAAUUUUGAUUAUCUUUUUGAAAAGUUUAAAAAUAAUUGUAUUCCAUUCAAUCAAUGGUACGAUAAAAUAUUAGAAGAAAUUUUUACAUGA
Messenger RNA from Paramecium pentaurelia, 1072 nucleotides. Lineage: Eukaryota; Ciliophora; Oligohymenophorea; Peniculida; Parameciidae. The record is from the annotation of a GenBank genome assembly.